UGCUGCUGGAAGCUGCGGAGACUCGGCGGUGGGAGACAGACAGGCAGGCAGGGAGGACCGGGGUCUGAAGGGUUCACAGGAGUCGAUCCGAGUGAAGGUUUAACUAGUUUUGUUUUGUUUUGGACUUUAAAGCAACUGCGUGUUGCGGGGAAAGCUGUCAUGUCGGUGAAUAUGGACGAACUCAGACAUCAAGUCAUGAUCAACCAGUUUGUUUUGACGGCUGGAUGCGCCGCCGAUCAGGCGAAGCAGCUCCUACAAGCGGCCCACUGGCAGUUUGAGACGGCCUUAAGCUCCUUCUUCCAGGAGGCCAACAUCCCCAGUCACCACCACCAGAUGAUGUGCACUCCCAGAAACACUCCUGCCACGCCGCCGAACUUCCCAGAUGCCAUCACAAUGUUCUCCAAGCUGCGGGCGUCUGAGUGUAGCUCCAGCGUUGGCAGCGGCCCCUCCCAGGCGUCCAUGGCAUGCUCCCCCCCAGCCCCCUCCUCCACAUCGGGCUUCAGUUCCUUUUGGGCCUCCUCACCACCCAGCCACCAGCCGGCCUGGCUGCCCCCGUCAUCACCCACGGGCCACCACAUGCACCACCACUACCACCACCACCACAUGCAACAGACUCCCAUGUGGCCCCCCGUCUCUCAGCCCAGCGGCUCCCAGCAGCCCCCCGUUGUAUCAGCGCUCCAUGGCCAGAGAUGAGACAGGAACGAGGCAGGGAGCGAGGCUGGUUCAAGUGUAGCCAAAUGAAUCUGUUUUGGGAGGGUGGGGGAUGUCGGGGUUGGGGAUGGGAGGGUUUCACGUGUGGAAUGAGAGGAAAAGGAAAAAGACAAAGAUACUGUUUUCCUCUCUUGUUUUUCUAAACUGAAGAUGAGCAGUCGGACUCAGCAGGAGACUCCUUCUCUCCGUCUUCAUCACAAGUCAUCCAAGCCGAGGAAGAACCUGGAGGGUCUCUGAUGAUAACACACUGAGUCUCUGCAGAAACUUUUUAUCAUCAUCAAUGCAAAACAAGCCCAGGACUCAGCAGAGCACUCUCUGAGGAUAGGAGCCAUGUGAUCUGUUGAAGUGAUCUUUUUUUUUUUUUUUUUUUUUUUAUAGAAACUCUUCUUCUUUCAGAGGGUUCAGAAAUAAUCUGACAGGAAGUCGGCAAUAACCAGCAGAUAAACAAAGAGUUUGUAGAUGAAUGGCCUCAGAUGUGUGGAGCAUGUGUACAGUGUGAACAGGUUUAUAGAUGUGUAUUAAUGCUGGAGCCAUGAAGUCAAGUUUCAUUUACAACCAUAAAACUGCUCUCCACAGUGAAACUUAACACUGGCCGGAUCACAUGCCGUCGUACUAGAGAGACACAACAGUUGGUGCAUAUUGUGCAUUUUUACCAUUACACCUGAGUCACAGACCAGAUUUACAACACAAAUAAACCCAGAAAGGUUGUUUGAAAAUAUUAACCUCCUCAAACACCCUCAAAUCCAUCUGGAUGAGAAAAUACUUACUGCUGCUGCACAUUAAGAAAGAUUUUAAAUUAGUUUCUCAUCCUCUGUCGCUGUUUGCAAACUGUAAUGUCUAAUUCAGGAUUUCUGUUUGGAAAAACGAGGUGAGUCUCUGGAGUUCACUCUUCAGCAGAGCUUGUAUUUGAAGCAAAAUUAAAUGAUUACUUUUUGAGCUUAAAAAAAACCACAGCUCUUAUGAAAAUGUACCAGUGCAGUCUGUGGUGUCUGUUACAGGCUGCUAAAAACAAAUAUUAAACGAUGAUAUAAGGUAAUUCAUAAAAAAUGACCGUGCCUGUCUAAACAUAUGGCGUGAACCACACUACAUACUGUUGAGUGAGGUUAUGUUCCACAGCUGAAUUGAUUAUAAAUACACACUUUCAUGUUUCACGUGUUGUACAAAAAGAGCAUCGACAUACUUCUGACUACCUGGAUAGAAAAUACAGUCGCAAGUUUCGAAAAUCUUUCUUAUGUUUGCAGCAAUCAGAAUAUUUUUUUCAUCCAGAUGGACACAAGUGUUUGAGGAUUCUGUAAAUCCCUUAAAAUUUGCAGGAAGUGUUAAUAUAAUGAGUAAAAUGAUAAUACACAAGAGGCACGUGUCAAACACAAACACAUGGUGAGGGAAGAUGUAUUGCAAGGUAGAAGUAUGAUCAGUAAGUUUGGUAGAACGGCAAUAAUUUGAUAAUUGAAAGAGCUGCCACGUUUUUAUUUUUAUUUUUUAUUUUUAAUCAUUUUAGCCCAACGGUCAAAGAAAGAGACUUUAAAGACGCCAUGUUGAAUAAGCAGGAGAGUAGUUUUUAAUUUUCCUGAUUGCAGCAAGAAAACCUCAAUAUUGAUUUUCUGUUGACUGAUAAUGAGGCAGUUUUGUAAAUAAAACCCUCAGCCAAAAUAUUUCAGUCACGCUGAUGAUGAUCUCACAAAAACGCACAUUUUAAUUUGACAUAGUCAGGCGGUGAGCUGCCAGUACCUCUGCCAUGUCUCUCUCUGUCUGUCUGUCUAUCUGUGUGUGUGU
Molecule: messenger RNA, 2484 nt
Organism: Epinephelus lanceolatus (giant grouper)
Lineage: Eukaryota; Metazoa; Chordata; Actinopteri; Perciformes; Serranidae
Gene: ubald2
Product: UBA-like domain containing 2
Molecular function (GO): protein binding
Source: RefSeq, a predicted model, not a curated record